Saccostrea echinata is the source of this 904-nucleotide messenger RNA. Its product is annotated as fibrinolytic enzyme, isozyme C-like. The transcript has 7 exons. Gene Ontology annotation, biological process: proteolysis. Gene Ontology annotation, molecular function: serine-type endopeptidase activity. The coding region runs from base 1 to 813 and encodes 270 amino acids. NCBI's taxonomy places the organism in Eukaryota, Metazoa, Mollusca, Bivalvia, Ostreida, Ostreidae. The record is from RefSeq and is a predicted model, not a curated record.
AUGAUUCAGCUAGAUAUGUACAUGAUCGCCAUCACCCUCCUAUCUGUGAUCGCUGUGGCAAGUGCUACUAGGUACUUGGACCCAAUGAAUGCGCGGAUUGUGGGUGGAGCCCAGGCUGAUGAAAAUGAAUGGCCUUGGCAGGUGUCCCUCCAGUCUCAAGCCUUCUCUUUCUUCCCCUGGUCACACUUCUGUGGAGGGUCUCUGAUUGCCCCCAACUAUGUCCUUACAGCCGCACACUGUGUUGAUGGACAGAGGGCUAGAAACAUCCGAGUUGUAGCCGGCUUACAUCGCCAGUCCUCCACCUCCACAGCCCAGGCAAUGAGUGUGUCUAGGAUCAUCAUGCACCCUAAUUAUAACGGUAAUGGAGCGGGUUUUCCCAAUGACAUUGCCUUACUGGAAUUGAGCGGAGAGGUGACCUCCAACAGGGCAACAACUAUUGCUCUGGCCCGGGGGACCAGCAGCUUUAUCGGAAACCCCGACUGUUGGAUCACUGGCUGGGGAAAGACGUCGGCAAACAGUGGGACAUCUGAGGUUCUGAUGGAGGCACGGAUGGAUGUCAUUGGCAACGGAGACUGCGCAAACCAAUGGAGGGACAUUUCCGGUGCAUCCAUCUUUGACACGCACAUUUGCUUACAGGCUGAAGGAAAAUCAGCAUGCAACGGCGAUUCUGGAGGACCACUUGUAUGCCGGGAUAAUGGAGCGUACGUCUUGGCUGGUGCCACGUCAUGGGGAAUCACCACAUGUGAGGGAUACCCAAGUGUCUAUGUCCGAGUCAGCAAAUACCUGGACUGGAUAAACUCUAACAUGAACUGAGGCAUAUCAAAACCUGGUCACUAAUUAAUUCUUGAAUAAAAAAAAAAGUAUUGCUUGUUUUAACGUAAUAAAGUGUGUUUUCAAAUUUUGA